AUGUCAUCUUUUGGGCUCGCAAAGGUGGUGCAACUUAAGAAUAAUACGGAAGAUAUUCCUACUGGAAGAAGUAAUGUCGAACUUUCAAGACCUCAUUCUAUACAGUUGGAUGAUGAAGUAUUAAGGAAGAAAGCUGAAAUGAUGGUGAAAGGUCGGAAAGCAAAGAAGCUGAAACGUCAGGCUAAUAGUGAAGCUACAGCCGCAGCUCUUAAGGUUCGACGCUGUGAUAUUGUUAACGUGGAAGUUACAGAUUCCGAAAUAGACGAUGCAGUGAAGGAACUAUCGAAGCAUGACAAUACCCAUAAGGAAGGAGAUAUUUGGUUUCUUCCAUUGUAUGAUACACGUGAAGAAGCAUAUGAAGAAAUGGAAGGACCACCGCUUCCUGAAAGUUCGGUUUUCCGAAUUCGGCUAAACACAUUUCGUGAUUUGUGGCGUAGAGGUUACUAUUUAACGUGUGGUUUGAAGUUCGGAUGUGAUUAUCUUGCUUAUGAAUCUGUUCCUGGUGAGGAUCAUUCGAAGUGGUUAGUGAAAUGCGUGGAUUCACAAGAUACUUUAUCUUUCUUAGAUCUUAUUGCUCUCUCAAGGCUUUCUUCUCAAGUGAAGAAACAUGUUUUACUAGCUAUUGUUUCACCUGAUACUUUGUCACCUUACUAUAUUGAAUAUUCCUGGUGGAAACCUCAGCGAUCUCAGAACAUAUAA
Molecule: messenger RNA, 699 nt
Organism: Brugia pahangi
Lineage: Eukaryota; Metazoa; Nematoda; Chromadorea; Rhabditida; Onchocercidae
Source: the annotation of a GenBank genome assembly